This is a messenger RNA of Acanthopagrus latus (yellowfin seabream), 1337 nucleotides long. RefSeq names its product solute carrier family 25 member 17 (gene slc25a17). The record is from RefSeq and is a predicted model, not a curated record. The transcript has 9 exons. Bases 157 to 1095 code for a protein of 312 amino acids. NCBI's taxonomy places the organism in Eukaryota, Metazoa, Chordata, Actinopteri, Spariformes, Sparidae. Gene Ontology annotation, cellular component: peroxisomal membrane. Gene Ontology annotation, molecular function: ATP transmembrane transporter activity; NAD transmembrane transporter activity; AMP transmembrane transporter activity.
GUCUGCGAGUUAUCCACAAGGAAGUGAUCCCUGAUAAACAGCCAGCACCAGUGCGAGGAUCCGACAGCUGUGUUGCUUUAGUUAUAGAUUCAUACCAAUUGAUAAAUGGUUAUAUUUUAAUCGAGCAAAGGUUUGGAAGCACAAAAUAUAUUCAAAAUGAGCUCCGAGGUUUUCUCGUACGAGAGUUUGGUUCAUGCUGUAUCGGGAGCAAUGGGAAGUGUGACUGCCAUGACAGUGUUCUUCCCCCUUGAUACUGCCAGACUGAGGCUUCAAGUGGAUGAAAAUAGGAAGGCCAAGUCAACUCCGGCCAUUCUGGCAGAAAUUGUCAAAGAGGAAGGACUACUUGCUCCGUACAGAGGUUGGUUCCCGGUCAUCUGCAGCUUAUGCUGCUCCAACUUUGUCUACUUCUACUGCUUCCACAGCCUCAAGGCUAGCUGGCUGAAGGGAAAGCAGUCGUCACCCAGCACUGACUUAAUCGUAGGCAUCGCUGCAGGUGUUAUAAACGUACUGGUUACCACUCCUCUGUGGGUCGUCAACACCAGGCUGAAGCUGCAAGGUUCCAAGUUUCGCAACUCCGACAUACGUCCCACCAACUACUCUGGCAUUCAGGAUGCAUUUGUGCAGAUCAUCCGUGAUGAGGGCGUCGGAGCACUGUGGAACGGCACCUUCCCGUCCCUGCUGCUGGUGCUGAAUCCCGCCAUCCAGUUCAUGAUUUAUGAAGGCCUGAAGAGGCAGCUGAGGAGAGGAGUUCCCCGGGAGCUGUCGUCUGUCGAAGUCUUCAUCAUCGGCGCAGUUGCUAAAGCUGUUGCCACCACUGUUACAUACCCGCUGCAGACUAUACAGUCCAUUCUUAGGUUCGGUCAGUUCAACGAGUCAAAGGACAAGUCAAAACUGCUGUCCAGCCUGAGGACUAUCAAGUGUCUGUUGGUCAACAGGGCGAGGAAGAACGGCAUGUUGGGUCUGUUUAAAGGCCUGGAGGCCAAGCUGCUGCAGACGGUGCUGACUGCUGCUCUCAUGUUCCUUCUCUAUGAGAAGAUUGCCAGCUGCACCUUCAGAGUCAUGGGACUGAGCCCCAACCACUACAAGAAACGCUAGCUAGCAAGACACCUCACAACCAUGGACACUUGAUCACUGAUUGACAGUAAUAAUCACUGCUUGCAAGAGGACUUCAACUUUGUGGAAGUCUUUCACCUUCUUUAAUGCCGCGUUCAGACGAAACACUAAGAAAAUAUUCUAGCUGCCUUACUUGCGCAAGUUUGAUCACAGGGUUAUACAUUUGUAAUAUCAUCUACUCGCGUAGGAUGCUGAAAUAACAUUAAAAUACUGUCUUGUAAAAA